AUGGCGGACCCCCUUAGCAUCACCGCUAGCGUACUAGCAGUUGUUACUGCUACGAUCCAGAGCGCCCAGUUUGUCGUUACUUCGAUUGAUAAUAUCAAAAGCGUCCCAGAUACGGUCAAGGAUGUAAGAAACGAGUUGACCGCUCUCGACGAUGUCCUCCACCAUUUACAGCGGCUCCCUAUAUUAGCCGCGCAAACUACAACUCCAAGCCUAUUAGCCAGUCCAAGCAUUACGCGUAGCCUCGAAAACUGCGAAGGCGCAUGCAAACGCUUCGGUGAAUGGUUGAACCACAAGAUGCGACACUCCACUAAGGACAAGACGUCUAAGAUUGACAGGUCAAGUGUCGGAUUGUUCGGCUUGAGGAAGAUUGAUGCCUUUAGGGGCCAUAUAGAUAGCUGUAAACUCACACUUCUCCUUGCGCUCACAACUGUGACAAUACUCUCCCAGCCAACAUUUACACCAGCCAUGAAGUCCAACAAGGCCAAACAAUUAGAAGAGCAUGAGAAAGAUAUCGAAAGACAAAUUGUCGUGGCAAAAAGGACUGAAGCCAAGAUUGAGGAAGAGAUCAGGCAGCUAUCUGUAGCUCCAGUCAUCGCAAGCGACAAUGCGGAGCAGGAGCAGCAGGAGCUCUCUCAAUCAAACGAUGAAGAGUUCAACGAAGCAGAAAGGGAGCUAAUGAGCGAACUCAAGCAUCAAAGGUCUUCAAAUCAAACAUAUUGUCAGCUUAGCGAAGACGCCCUCGGCAAGACAAUGUCCCAACGUACCGGAACCAAGGUGUCGAUAAGAGGAGUUACAGUGACAGAACAGGGACUCAUAAUCAACGGCGUCAUAUUGGAAACAGGUGAAGAGCUAAAUAUUCAGCUGGAGAUCUUAGAAAUCACUGUUAAAGACCAGGGGAUCGCGGUAAAUGUGGUUGCAGACAAACUAGACCUCAACACAAUCCUUGCUGCGCGUAACGAAGCGGUGAGACUUCAUGCAGGAGACAAAACACUUGUCGAAGGUAAGAGGAGUGGACAUGUUCUUGGUUCUCAAACAACUACAGAGAGCGCUGGACUAGCUAUGGUUCAGUCGCCUAAUGAGCAGGCCAAGGCUAGCCGCAUACUACGCUUCCCUUAG
Messenger RNA from Bipolaris victoriae FI3, 1116 nucleotides. RefSeq lists its product as hypothetical. NCBI's taxonomy places the organism in Eukaryota, Fungi, Ascomycota, Dothideomycetes, Pleosporales, Pleosporaceae. The transcript has 2 exons. Bases 1 to 1116 code for a protein of 371 amino acids. The record is from RefSeq and is a predicted model, not a curated record.